Molecule: messenger RNA, 2757 nt
Organism: Cladophialophora psammophila CBS 110553
Lineage: Eukaryota; Fungi; Ascomycota; Eurotiomycetes; Chaetothyriales; Herpotrichiellaceae
Exons: 1
Coding region: 1-2757 (918 amino acids)
Biological process (GO): meiotic cell cycle; cytoplasmic microtubule organization; spindle assembly
Cellular component (GO): spindle pole; centrosome; gamma-tubulin complex
Molecular function (GO): gamma-tubulin binding; microtubule minus-end binding
Source: RefSeq, a predicted model, not a curated record
AUGGCUUCUACGACCACCAUAAACACCUGGAUGGAAGAGCUCGUGCUCUCUUUCCUUCCGCCCUCCACACCAACCGACUUGCGGAAACUCAAAGAUAAUUUCAUCCGCACAGUCAAGCAUCACAACUAUGGCCGGACCAACCAGUUUGCUGUCGCCGAAAGGCUCACCGGACUGGAAGAGAAGUUCCAGGUUUACAAUCUCGGCGACGUGGCUGCAGAACUUUUCUCGCGACGUGCGGAGCUGAAGAGAGACCACGACGACAAAAAGUGGUUGCCCGAUAUUCUAGAUUUCUUACUGCAUCUUUCUCACGACCCUGUGCACUUCAGCCGGAUUGAGAAUCUUGAGAAGUUGCAUCCUCGUACAGAGACCCCUCUGCCAUUGAAAUGGGAGGAGGUUGAAGGGGAUGAUCCUAUCGAUCGCCAAGAUGAGAUAUGGCGGCUUCCAAAGUAUUCUGAUUCCAGCUCUGAGGAGGACGAUGCUGUCCCUUCGAGUACAUCAACUUCACCAGCCACUGUGAAGCAUGAUCUCGAGAAGGAGAUAGACGUCGAAAGGGUGUUUGAGGCACCUGCCGCGCAAGAGUCGACAAAGUUGGACGCAGCGCAAUUCUGGAAUCGGCCGGGGCCUUUUGUGACCGUCACAGAAACUCAAGCUGUAAGGGAGGUACUGUUUAUGCUCACAGGCUUGCCGACAUCCAUCUUCAUCUCCACAAAUGACGGCAUCCGACCCAAUGCACGAUACUGUCUGGGUCAUCUCGGGAGCACCACGUCCAGGUCCUUACUGGAGGAGGUAGCACAGCUUGGCUCAGAUAUUGACUUCGUACGUCAAUGGUUGCGGACUCCUCAGGAUUCGGCCGUCAUGCAAUUCAUUCAAAGCGCGAUCAGCAGUAUCUUGACAAGUUUUGAAUCGACCAUAUCUAAGGAGCACACUGCCAUCCUACACCAAUCUUCGCCGACGGGUGUGAUUAGCCUCCUUCAAACGUUACAAAGGGUCGACAGAGCAAGCCGUCCUUUGAAAGCCGUCACCAUCAUCGCGUCUCAAUUCAUUCAGAGUGACCACAUCGCCGCCCUGAACACCAUCUACAGCCAUCUGGACACCGCGCAUUCUUGCUCUAACUCUGUCGAAGUGGAGACAUUCCUUCCCAUUUUCCUGUCUUCCCUCGCGCUAUAUUCGAAACCUAUCGAUGUAUGGUUGCUCACCGGCAGAAUCGAGCCCACGGAACCGUUCUUUGUCUUUGAGAACGACAGGAAGACGCGGGUGGCAAGCACCUUGUGGCAUGAUUGGUUCACCCUGACGCCGGCAACAGACAACACGAUCCCAAUAUUUCUGAAGAAGUUUUGUGAACGCAUACUCACAAUCGGCAAGACUGCUGCCUUCUUGCACCAUCUCGGACGAGCCACCUCAAACAGCUGUAACCAUGAUCUGGGACUCGCCGCUGCGGCAGCGGAAACAGCCCAUCUGAUAGCGAGCUCGCCACUGCCCUUUUCCGCGACUUUCGAAAUGGUCCUUGAUCGACAUCUUACAGCUCUGCUCGACAUUUCCACGAGUGCUCUCAGGCACGUUCUGGAAACAAGCUGCGGUCUGACAAGGUUCCUCGACGCGCUUGACUACCUCUAUCUUGCCAAAGACGGUGUCCUCCUCGAUGGCAUUGAAAGCAAGAUGUUCGAUCAAAUAGAUCGCUGUGUAGAGAUGUGGAACGACCGCUUUCUUCUCUCUGACCUUCUAUCUGAAGCAUUUCAGAACACUGAAUGCGUGGAUGUCGACGCAAUCACAGUUCACGCAGCGUAUACCUCCUCGCGAAGCAUGGAAAAUCGACGUCGCUCUGUCAGGAUCCUGGGCGCCGUGUCAAUCUCGUACCAUCUCAGCUGGCCAAUUGCAAAUAUCAUCCUCCCUGCUUCUAUAAUUUCCUACCAACGCGUUGCUCUGAUACUAAAUCAAAUCCGCCGCGCCAGGGCCCUGCUCGAAAGCCGAGCGUAUUUCUACGUUCAGCACGUGCCCUUACCCUUUGACCACCCCAACGACCACAGACUCGCCCGAUUGAUAUUCUGGCAGCUGUCUCAUUUUGCAAACAUUCUUUAUAGCCAUCUCACGGGCUGCACCGUCCAAGCUUUCACAACAACCAUGCGCGAACGACUACAUUCGUCCUCUACCAGGAGUGUCGACGACAUGAUAGCUAUCCACACCCAGUACAUCACCGGGAUGGAGCAUGCGUGCCUCAGCAGCAAACGAAUCAAACCUCUGCGCGACGCACUGAUCGCAAUUCUCGACCUGUGCAUUCGAUUCACAGAUCUUGUGACCUCGCCUUCCACCGUCCCCGAAGUGCGCCCGGGUUCGGGAGACGCGGACGGAGGAGACUUUGAAGCCAGCAGUUUCAUUUCGGCGCGCAGCCAGCGAAGGCACCGACGAGGAGGAGGAGGGGGGGGGAGGGGGAGACAACAACAAGAUGACGUGUAUUCCUCGUCAGAGGACGACGACGAGGCCGGAAUGGGAGAGGGGGAGGGAUAUUCCACGUUCGUCCUCGAGGAAGACGCCUCGCUCACGCAGGAGAUGAUCAAAGUGCGGGACACGUUCAGGAGGCACGUCCAGUUCUUGGUUGCGGGCUUGAGAGCCGUGGCGAGGAGUUCUCGUUCGAAUUCGCCUCAGGGACAAGGGCAAGGGCAAGGGCAAGAACUGCAGGUCUGGGAAGUAGGCGAGAAUUUUGAAUUGUUGGCCGAUUCGCUUGAGGGAGUCUUCCCUGCGAGCAGGAGGGUUCUUACUUGA